This is a messenger RNA of Trematosphaeria pertusa, 870 nucleotides long. Its product is annotated as aldo-keto reductase-like protein. The record is from RefSeq and is a predicted model, not a curated record. Gene Ontology annotation, cellular component: cytosol. The transcript has 2 exons. Lineage: Eukaryota; Fungi; Ascomycota; Dothideomycetes; Pleosporales; Trematosphaeriaceae. Bases 1 to 870 code for a protein of 289 amino acids. Gene Ontology annotation, molecular function: aldose reductase (NADPH) activity.
AUGAGAAAUAACACAACGGAGGAAGGCACCGCUUGCCCAGCAACACUACUACGAUUACUCUAUGGCACCGCUUGGAAAUCGGAAAAUACAAAGCAACUUGUUUGCGAAGCCGUAAGAGCGGGCUUAAGAGCAUUCGACACUGCAGCGCAACCAAAGCACUACCGCGAAGACCUUCUAGAGGCUGCUAUUCGAUCGGUGAUUGAAACAGACGCAAUACCUCAAGGCGAACUGUGGCUGCAGACGAAAUUCACUCCGUCUACUUGCCAAGAUCCGAAGAAUAUUCCGUACGAUCCAACCACUCCACUUCAAGUUCAAGUCAUCACUUCCGUCGCCAACUCCUUAAAGAAUCUCAACCACGAUCCGAGCCCGGCUGACCCAACCAGCCAUGCGUAUUUAGAUUGCCUGAUUCUGCAUGCUCCCCUUCGGAACCCAGAGUCAACUUUGGAAGUCUGGGACUAUAUAUCAUCACUUGUUCCCCAUCCUGUGCGCCAUCUUGGAAUAUCGAACGUCAGUCUACCAAUGCUUGAGCUGCUGUAUGAGCAUAUGCGCGUAAAACCAUCGAUUGUUCAGAAUGCAUUCCAUGGGGGAAGGGGUUACGAUGUGGAGCUUCGAGCAUUCUGCAAGGAUAAGGGCAUAACGUACCAGGGGUUUUGGGUGCUCAAGAAGAACGCUUCGCUGCUGCAGUCUUUACCGGUGAAGGCCUUCGCUCUAUGGGCGAUCCUCGAUGGAAACACGAACUCCGAAAGAAUGCUUGCGGGUGUGGAAGGUCUAGACAAAGUGAGGGAGUUUAGCAACCGCAGCGCGAACGAUGAGGUUGUAGAGAAUUGGGUGAAACAACUUGAGGAUGCCAUCCGAAGCGGACGAGAAUGA